AUGGCUUCGGCGCCGGCAUCCUCUCCGUCCCCGUCCGCCAUCCCACAGACCCUCUGGGAUCUGCAGGUUCCAGUCCUCGUGACCCAUACGGGCGCGCCUAAUGCGCCCUUUGUCGCAUCGGUGCCGCGCUUCAGUUACCUAGCCCUGCUGCUGCCGCGCCUGUCCGCUUACUUCGGCUUGCCGUGCUCCAGUUUCCAUCACGAAGACGUACUACUCCGCAAUCUUGCCGUCGGCUUGCUCGUCGACCUGUACCAGCCCACCUUGCCGUGGCGUCUCACCGUUGCCGAUGGCCUAAGCUGGGAUAUUGGAGAUACUUUUCUAAAUAGCGCCAAAGAGGCAAGUUCUUGUUUUCCGCAUUCGCCUUCGUACGCCUUCGCUGAUUUCAUACGCAACGGCAAUGCGCACCAAAUCAUGUCCUUAUCCAAGGACCACACCACCGCCCUAUGGAACGCGGUGCAAGAUAAUGACUACGCGUCCUUCGCCAAAGUCAACGCACGCCUCCUCAACACCUCGCGCGGUCUGCGUAACGUGCCUAUGCGCGUGUACAUCCCACAGUCCACCGACGACCCGGCCGCCGACAGCCAAGCCGCGUCGUUUAAAGUCGUGCAGUCGCUCGUACAGUCGCUCGUACAGCCGCGCGUCAGCGAGCGCCAUCCCCGGACCCUCGGCGCCGCUCUUCGGAGCCUACUCCCCAGCCUGUUCCCCAGCAGCCGGGACCCCGUGCUCGCGGACGCGGUCUUACACGGCGCCCACGUGCCCUUCGGCGCUCCGCUCGAGGAGCUCAUGCGCGAGGCGGCGUAUCCGGAUGGGUGGUUGUGCCUUGUCGUUAAGCCGUUGGACGUGUAG
Daldinia loculata is the source of this 846-nucleotide messenger RNA. Its product is annotated as autophagy protein Apg5-domain-containing protein. The transcript has 4 exons. NCBI's taxonomy places the organism in Eukaryota, Fungi, Ascomycota, Sordariomycetes, Xylariales, Hypoxylaceae. The record is from RefSeq and is a predicted model, not a curated record. Gene Ontology annotation, cellular component: phagophore assembly site membrane; Atg12-Atg5-Atg16 complex; cytoplasm. Gene Ontology annotation, biological process: autophagy of mitochondrion; cellular response to nitrogen starvation; nucleophagy. The coding region runs from base 1 to 846 and encodes 281 amino acids.